Fonsecaea monophora is the source of this 2697-nucleotide messenger RNA. RefSeq lists its product as hypothetical. The record is from RefSeq and is a predicted model, not a curated record. The transcript has 2 exons. Bases 1 to 2697 code for a protein of 898 amino acids. Lineage: Eukaryota; Fungi; Ascomycota; Eurotiomycetes; Chaetothyriales; Herpotrichiellaceae.
AUGUGUGCCGAAUUCGAGGAGACUAUUUGGGAGCCUAACCUCUACAAUUCUUCACAGGCUGCAAUUUUCUUUCCUGAAGAUCCAGGUAAAGGCUAUUCACCUAUUUAUGGCACAUGGGGAGGUUACGACCCUGAUGAUGACUCGAGUGUGUUCAUUGAACGGAAAGGCUUCUGCAAAGAUGCAUACACUUUAAGCCAUGAUAUCUGUUCUGCCGCGGGACGGACCAGUCUCCUUCUCUGGGCCAGUACAAUAUGCAAUCCUACAGUUGAGUUUGGCUGGCCAAAGGAUUGGCGAGAUACUCUGCUUGUGUCCAAUACGACCAUUGUCAAAAGCAGCACCUUUAUACCCCCUACAGCACCGGGACCCAACCAUUGCUCCAUCAUAGUGAACAACACGAUACAUCGGUGCACUUCUGACGUGUGCAUUGUUGAGAGAAACAACUGUACUGAGAUCAACAGUGCUGUUGAUAAGAGGUGCUUUUGCAAAGGAAUGGAUCUUCAGAACAAGUGCAAUGCGACGGCGAUUGAAAGGACGGAAUUAAAUCUCUGGCUCAAUAAGACCUGCGAGGAUAUCCCUGAGUACCCCGGACUGCCAAAUGGAUGGGAAGAUGGUUUGAUGUUGAUGAACACCAGCUAUCAGGACCAAAGCGACUUUAGUUGGCCCUCAUGUCUCGAGGCAAAUGGUUGCUUCGACGUCCUGAAUAGGACGGAACAGGACUGCAGCACAUUUCUUUGUGAUUUGGAUCCUAGAGGAGGUAACUGCUCAGCCACGACGGUGGGAUUCAAGGCUUCUUGUUUCUGCCGCCCAGUCGGUUAUGAGACCACCUGCAAAGGAAAUUGCAAGCUUUCUUGGGAACGGGAAGGGUACCUCAAGUGGCUGAAUUCGACCUGCAGCUCAGUCGCCGAUUGGAAUGGAUUGCCCCGUAACUGGCUCACAUUGCUUCGUGUUCAAGACGAUGAACUACUGCCAUGGAACUGGCGCAUCCAGAUCACGCCGACCAAAGCACUUGACGCUACAGAACCCCUCCCGCCUAGAGAAUGCCCGUCGACAGCGAGCAGUCUGGUGGCGUUCGCAGCCGUAAAUGCUGCCAUGGCCUUGCUGGUGCCUGUCUUUGGCCGACGCGAUGUCAUGAAAAAGUUGACCCGGGGUCGAUGUGGCCACCGUGGCUCGCGCAUGUGGCUUCUGACCGGACCGGCUACCGUGAUGCUCCACGUUACAAGUAAUGUUAUCGGGGCAUAUAUCAUUAAAUCUACACCAGGAUACAGUGCUGUUCAAGUCGGGCAACUCGUUCUGUUGUGGUGUACCCGUCCGAGAAUUACAUGGAUGAUCAUCGCCCUCAUCCCCUGGCAGGCAGAAGAUGCCAUCUAUUUUUCGGUUGCGAGCUCGACUCUCUUGGCCGAAGUCAUAUUACAAGCGUUAGGGGCAUACUAUAUGGGGGUUGCCACCAACUAUGCGCGUGUGCAAAAGUUCUACCAGGUCGGACGACUUCAGCAGGCUCCGCGAGGCAAAGACGCAGCAGUCAUGUAUGCAGGGUCGAUCAUGUGGCUCAGUGUCAUGUUCAUCGCUGUCGCAACGUGCCUCUGGUCCAUGCUUGGCAUGAGCAACUAUGUUGCUGCCGUGGCUUUUACCAUCAGGGGAUUCAAAAGGAAGGCUGCAAGAUCCAAGAGCCUCGCGGAAGCUCGGGUGAUGAAGGUCAGGUCUUUAAGAACGAACCUCGAUGCCUGGUCACCCACUGGCGCCGACCUUGAACGCGAGAAGCAGGCAUUGGGGAAUGCUUACACUGAGACAAUCAGGGCCCUCGAGGCACUGGCGAGGGCCUGGCAGGCUUUACAGACAUAUGUUACUAGUGACACGGAGAGGUUGGUCACAGCUUCUAAAGCCCUCCGGCAGCAGAGAGAGAGGGGCCCCGCGGGCAAUGCCGAAGAGGCAUAUUUUCGGGCCUAUUCCAUCUGGAUUCAACUUCCGAGCAAGCAACUUGUCGAUCUCGGAGCCUCUAAAGGAGCCUUUGCUCAAUUGAACUCGGCAGUGCGCGCGAACAGAGCUGCCUCGACGGAUCAAAUCAACUCGACCUCCAUGGAAAUCACAUUUCUAAAAGCAGCACUCGUGAAGACGCAGGUAAAGGUACGGACUUUGCAAUUUCUGAUUGACGAAUACAGAAAGCAGCGUCAGCAGACUCCCAGGUACGCCGUAUCCGAGAACGGACUCGUGUUAAAGCAUAUCAGCGAUUUGCAGCAUCAGCUGUACAACUACCCGAAUAGCCGAAAGCCCACACAGCAUCAAGAGCUGAGCCACCUUCGCCAGAUCGAUGCUGCGCUGGUUCGCGGAGUCAGCCUCGGAACCCAAUUGCAGAAUCUGAUCGGUGGCGGCCAGAACACAGGCGGAGACCAAGACUCUGUAGCCAGCCUCGAGGCCUCGAUCCGCAACCAGGAAACCAAGCAGAGGUCCGAGCUACGCGUUCUCCAGGCCUGGAACGAGCUGUGUACAUUCUGCGCCCAAGUGGGAGCAGAGCACGCGCGGCUCACAAAGAUCUGGGCGGGCCUGGAGAAGAAACGGAGGAAAGAGGACGAGGAGCGCCGCAAGGGCAACGGCGCCCUGUUGAAGAAGAUUGCCUUGCGCUCCAUCGCCGGCAUGUUUGGCUGCUGGGCCGCCCAGUGGGUGUGGUGGGUGGGAUAUGUUCGAGCAUCUGGAGACGAGUGA